Messenger RNA from Hyla sarda, 8376 nucleotides. RefSeq lists its product as uncharacterized. The coding region runs from base 1 to 7389 and encodes 2462 amino acids. The transcript is spliced from 45 exons. The record is from RefSeq and is a predicted model, not a curated record. NCBI's taxonomy places the organism in Eukaryota, Metazoa, Chordata, Amphibia, Anura, Hylidae.
AUGAAAGCCUGCAAAUAUCAGCAUGCAGAGACAGCACAUGCAGCGGGAAAAUUCUUAGCUGAAGAAGAGGAGUGUGCCGGUCUUGUGAGAGGGAGUGCCCUGUCCAGUCAUGUAAUGAUAUCACUGAGGUAUGUGACAGGGGAAGAGGAGGAGGAAAUAGAGCUCAAAAUGACUCUGCAGCUUUGGUUCCUAUCAGUUUAUGUGAUAUUAUCUUGCAAAAUUGGGCAUAUAAGGUCACUUCAGCAGAAUGUGAGCUGUGAAUAUGGUGGAAACUGUGCCAAAGCCACUGACAGACAAAUGACGUGUCCGCCAGGAUAUUUCAAGUCAGGAGCUGAAUUGGAACCUCCAUCCCAGUGCUUAAAAUGUCCAAUUAAUUUCUUCAAUCACAUGGCGGACCAAAAGUCGUGUUUUUCUUGUGGAUCUGAAGCCGUGCAGCCUGAGGAAGGUCAAACCACUUGUAUAUGUCGUGGUGAGGGAAGGGUGUUUCAGCCUAGUGAUCGAAGGUGCCCCUGCUCUCCUGGCUAUCAUCUGACAGACGACGGGGCCAGUUGUGUGCAGGUUGUGUAUGAUAUCUGUAGAGAUGGAUCCACUCGAAACCAUGAAGGAAAAUGCUUAACCAAGCAGGAGUGGGAAGACUACUGCUCCAACCAGGUUUGUGCUCGACCAGAACAUUAUCAAGGAUAUGACAAGUUUCUUGGACUUUGCAUUUGUCAGACAGAAGAUCUUCUUGAUAUAAUUUGCAAUGCUAAAUGUAGAAGAAAGCAAAAAUACUUACUACAGAUAAGUUGUGCAGAAGAUACACCUCAGCUGCUUUAUGAUGACCCAUCGGGGGGAAAGGUAUUUAUUAGUACAGAGGACAGAAGGACAGAGGGGGUUAUUGUCAUUGACAACAGCAUGGAGACACUAAUCUGCUUCUUAUAUCCAGACAGAACCCAUCCUGUGUAUGUAGUCAAAUCUACAGAACAAGGAUUUCUGGGGGUUUACAAUCCCAACCCGGAAGAAAUAAAACAACUCCUAAGUGUUCAUUAUGAUCAAUCACUUUCUAACUUCUCAGUAGAAUACAGACCAUACAGAUCAGAUAGGAUUUCUGGAAUCUUGAACCCAACAACAUGUAUACACGUUAAUGACUUCAUCUUGUUCAUUGCAUCUAAACACAGCUACCCCCUGUAUGAUGUCAACAACUUGUACAACACCAACCCUGGAUUUGACUGGGGAGCAUUCCGGACACUAGCAGAGGAAAUUUGGUUGUCCUCAAAGACUCAGUUUUCACUGCUAUUCCAGUUUCGGGAGCCAGGGGUCUAUGUCCUGAAGCACAGCAAUAACCAAUAUAAAAAGAUGUACAUUAGGGUAAUGCUUGUAGGAGGACAGUGCUAUGAAGAAGGCCCCUUCUUCCCCACAAUACCCCGUCACGUCAUACGUAAUGGAAUCGGACAGAUACCUCCACUUCUAUUAAAGCCGGAUUGGCCAGCCAUUGCCGGAAUCAUCACUGGGCUAAUGAUCAUUCUCAUCACUUGCAUUUUGUUACUUGUUUGGUUUCAGGAUUUAGGGUGGACACAACAGAUUACAGGUUUUUCUCGCUUUAGAAAGCUCCAACAGAAGUUCAACUUGGAUACCUAUUCAUCCAAAGGGUCAACAGUGAUGAGCACUAAAAAACUUCACCCUAAAAUGAGAAUUAAAGGCCAUGUGGAGAAAAAAUGGGAUGAGACAGAAAAGCGAAAAUGUCAGAAAUUUCUUGCAGAUGAUGAAUUUUGGGAUUAUGAUCAGCAAAUAGACAUGGAAGGCUUCAACACACACAUGUUCUAUGAUAUUUUACUGAAGCAAUCAUUCAUGGUUACAUCCAAGAUCGGUCAUUUAAAGGAAGAGGUAAAAGUAUUCUAUGAAAAACUUGUCUAUGAAGUUAGCACCCUAAAAGACACAUUUGUGAAGCGUCUUAGUAUUAUUGGGCACCCAAAGCGAUACAGCAGUCAUGUCUUAGAAAACUACAUUAAAAAAAAGCAAGAGGCUGAAUUAGAGAUAGCCAAGAGGAAAUGUCUGGCGGCAGAGUAUGAAGACAUCCUGAAUAGGCAGUUGCACGUUCUACAGGAGGACAUGAAAUCCCAUGAGGAGCAUUGUGUUGACUACAAAGCAGCACUGAGAGAGUCCAUCAGAAUGCUGGAGCUCAUGAAAGAGAAGCCUUUAGGAUCCCAAGAGAGGGAGUAUGGAAACAAAUGGCAAAAGUACCUAGCACAGUUUGAUACAUCCUGCAAUACAAUGUACACAGCAGUGAUGAAGGAGAGUAACAGGCUUAAAGUAUGGGGUGUGCUGGGUGAAGGAACUGGAGCAUAUCUUGUGAAUAAGGACAGAACUAGAUUACUGUCUAAAAGGGAUAUUAUUGCUCACGACGGCACAGUCCUGGACAGCGACUUUGCCUUUGUGGACAAUGCACUUGGAUUGGUCAUUCCUUCUCUACAGUCAGUCAUGCUGCUGUCAAGUCACUAUCUGACUCCCGUUCCUGGUGAAUACUUUGUACAUCGUGAAACAGGGAAAGUGCUUCCAGUUGCCGGAAAUGUUGGAUACGAUCCAGUCACCUCUCAGCUGAUGUCAACUGUAGACUCAGCUAAUAGAAAUAUUUGGAAGUCUGGUGUGCCAAUAUAUCCAUAUAUCCCAUACCCUCUAAAUCCAAAUACAGGUUUACCAGUAGAUUGUAAAUUUACUGAUAUACAUAAAGCUUCAAGUGAAAACUAUACUUUAAUGGUGGAUCCAAUAUCAGGUUUGGAGGUUCCAAUUCUCGCAGUGACAAGGCAUCCAAAAACACAGCAAUGGCUGGCUCUAGGAGGCACAUAUCUUCAUCCGCUAACAAACUUAUUGUCACCUAUAGAAAUUGGAGGUCCUAUGAUAGGGGCUAGAGGAAAGAUAUUCCCAAUUUUAGGCGUUGGGUUGGAUAGAAACACAGGUGAUUUGAUUCCAUUGGGAGGUGUACGGUCUUCCUCGGGGUCUAUAUUGGUUUUAGGAGACCUAUUCUCUGAGCCACUGAGUGGGAAGAAAGUUUGUGUCCAGGGCGCAGUCCUCCAUCAGGAUAAGGUUCUGCCUCACGCUGGGGGCUUCCAGGCGUUCCUAGACUCAAACCUGAUGAUGGCGCAGAUUGCUGUCAUAGACUCCAUGAAGGCUCACAGGGAACUGUUCUCAGAGGAGCCACCUUUAGUCAAAGAGGAUUUUGAACAUGCUGAUAAUGCUCUAACAAAUGCAUUGGAGACCAUGGAAAAAGCAUUUUCGAUAAGGAACCAAUAUCUGAUGGCGAGGAUGCACAAUAUUACUAGUCAGCACAAAAUGGUGGUUGAUAUGAAAUGUUACGGAGGGAGCUUAGGAUUAAUUAGGUACAAUAAGACAGAGCUAUGGAUCCCAGCUGUACUGGGAAUGGAGAUCCCAGAUCCUGGACCUUCAGACCUGACUGUCCCAGUUCUUGGUGUUGAACAUGAUUUUAAUAAGGGUCAUCUAGUCCCACUGGCUGGAACAAUGGAAGAUGCUGAGGGGAGAGGUCUUAUUCCUAUUAAAAUUGGAGCUAAAACAAUUGACCCAGUUACAGGGUGCAGCUGUGCAGUGGUGGGUGCUCAAACCAAUCCAUUGUCAGGGAUUAUAAUGCCAGUUCUGCAGCCACAGGGGAUAGGAAAAGAUAAAGAUCACUACCUGUUGGAAGCUCUUCGCAAUGAGUUACGCGAAAGAGAGAAAUAUUGGCAAAGUCAGAAGAAGAAAGAAGAGGAACUUCUGAAGGAGCUAAAUAUCCUUAUCCUCUAUGUCCUUGAUGUAACCAGGGAUGGGAAGAUUCAUAAGAUUAGUCUGAGAGACCGAAUUCUGUCUCUGGAGGAAUCCUGUCAAUCACUUGAAGAGGAAUCUGUAUCUGAAGCCCAGCGAAGAACUAACUGCAGUGUAAACUGUUUAUCUAUCAAGAUGAGUCACUUACCUUUUCUAGGAGACAACACAGAAGAGAAGGAUCAGCAGCUAAUAUUUUACCUAGUUGUCAGGAAAGCCACAGAAAAAAUUAUGGAAUUCAUUGUCAAAAUGGAGCAGGAGACUGAGAGAGUAAAUGUCCAGUUGGGAGAAUGGCAGAAGAACAUGGCGGAGACGAGUGAAGACGUCACUGACUCGAGACAAGCCAUGGUCAUAAUACAUUUCAUUAAUGACUUUGAGGAUUAUAUCAUGAAAAGAUUAACAGAGGCAGACUGUGCCUAUUCCAGACUGGAAUAUGUGAGAAAACAGAGAAAACUACAAGGAUCUAUGGCCAAGUCCUAUUUAUUAGGUACAUCACAUCUUUACAUUAACCUGCAAAGAUCAUACUGGAGUAUUACUGGCAGAGAGCAAAGGAAUAUUGGAGAAAUGUUGAUUCCCAUGUUAAAGCAUCUAAUUCAAGUCAUGGAGGAAAAUAGGACUUGUGUAUCGCCGCCUGACCCACAUGCUCCAGUAUCAGGUUAUUCAUCCAGGAGUACAUUAAAAGCAUCAGCUGCUAAUUCAGACAAUUUCCAAAUUUCCCCCAGUACAGCUGAUAAAACAAAACCUUCAACCAAUAUCCCCACUAACAGCACAGAAAUAUAUCACAGACAUCAAGGAUAUUUAUUCAGAUUUCUUACAGAAAAGCAAGCAAGUGAACUCAUUCAUCUAGAAUGGAUUUUGCUCACAGAGGAAAUAAGCCAAAUUUGGAACUUUUAUGAAUCGUACAAAGUUAAAUCAAAUGUAUCGAGUCUGAUGACUGAAGAGAAAGAUAAGCUCCAUGGUAAGGACCAGGCACUAGGUAUGAACAGUCAAUGGGAAAAACUCAUCUUGGAGCUCACUGACGUACACAGAACUGCUCUGAAGGCCCUGCAUGAGAAGCAUCGAGAAGAAGUGAAGAGUAUGGGACUGAACCCUGACACACUCAUACCUGCAAGUUACUUCAACAGAGAUGUUAAAGAGGCCAUACUGCAAUUGGCACUGGAGAUGCAGUCAGUCUAUCAGCAAGGAUCACAUGAUGGCUUCCAGGGGGUAUCAUCGACAGACGCUAAAUUAUUAACAUAUGAUAAAGACCCCCAACAUUUGCUUUUCCACACCUUAGCUGCAAAGUUCGUAAAACAGGAGCUGCUGUUACAGAUCCAUAUGUAUAACAUAUUUGAUGCCUACUGUAAAAUUCAAAUUGAUAACGGUGUUGAAGAAGUACAGAAGAUAUUAUGUAAGAUGAACCUGAUGCCCUAUCAUGGAAAAUCAGCUGCCAAAGAAGCUGCAAAGAUGAUAGAGAAUCAGCAUGUAGAAAAGAUAAUCAUAUUCUUAAAGAAAUCAUAUAAAGAACAAGAGAAUCAGAUGUCACUGAAUGAGAUGCAGUCACGGCUAAAGGAAGAACACUGUUUAUUAACAGAGCAACUGCUGCGAGGAAAAGAAAGCUCAUCAUUGCAAGAGAUGACAAAGUGUCUAGAAACUAAGAACCAUAUGGACCAUUCAGUCUGCUUUGUCCUAUCUCAAAGGCACUUUCGACAGACCGUUAUUCUUCUACAAGAAGUUUUCAAGACCCAAAAACAAGAUCAUGAAAAACUUUUGAGAAAAUGGGAUGAGUUUAGUAGUGUUGUCACUGGUCAAGAAGAAAUUCUCAAUCUACUCACCAACAAAGCAGAAGCCAAAUUGUUACUUAUGGACUUGCAGCAUGUCAUAAAGAGAAUACAACUAAAAGAACGCCAUCUGGGAGAAAUUGCCAGUGGAUUAAAAGAAUUCUGUUCUGACAAGGUUAACAUCCUUUCCUGUGUGGAGGAAGCCCAUUCUUUGGAAUAUGAACUUAAAUCCGCUGUAAGGCAGCAACUGAAAUGUCUAAAAGAAGAACUAGAAGAAUUAUCAGGAUGCUCACAGUCUGAACAACAGUCUGCUGUAGAGGAAAAAAAAAUUCUAAAACAUUUACAAGAAAAGCAAGCAGAGAUAGAACAAGCUCACAGAAAGCAAAUUUCUGAAGAACAUCUUAAACUUCAGGACCAGCUAGAACGUGGGGAACUCAGUGGCUUGAUGAAACAGAAACUUAUUAGAGAACAUGAUGAAACCAUAGCAUUCCUCCAGAAGACUCUUCAGCACGACCUUGAGAAACUGAAAUUAGGAGAAGAACUGAAGAUAAAUGAGAAGCUCCCAAAGGAUACCCAUGACCAUCCCAACAUAGAUACAGAUGCACCAGCUGGGAAGAUCAACCCACAAAACAAUGACCAGAAAAUUCUGUCUUUACUGAAUGACUAUAUAAAUAUAUUCCACCAAACAGAACAAAUUGCAGCUGCAAGAAUAACACUUCUAGGCCCCUGCUUGUAUCCCUCCAUGUUUCCUCCAGAUGGGGAUACAUGCAAACUUGUAGAGCACUCGCCAAUGCUAACUCUGCUGAAGGAAGUGGACAGCCAGCUACGAGCAAGUGCCCAAAGUGCAAAACUGCUUCAUAGCAACAAUAACCUGGGUGUAGAAAACUCAUUCCGAGAUGUUCAGGAUCUACUAUCCAACUGCAAAGGUGACCUAUCACCGAUAGAACCUACAGAUCUUUCUGCAAGAGAGCUUGUCAUAUAUGAAUAUGGAAAGAACAUCUUAGAGCUCUUGAAGUCACAUAUUCAUGCCUCCAUGUCGACUUCUUCAAAUCAAAACAUACUGUAUAUUGGAGAUCUAGAUUUCCAUAUCACAUCUUGUCUACCAAGCAAUAGUUAUAAAGGAAAUGCCUUUUCUCACUCUUUCUUUUACCAGAGUACUGAGAACAAACUCUUUGUAUCUCGUGAAUAUCUCCAGUCUGUUGGAAGCUUUAUUCUGCUGGUUGUACACUGCAUUUGUCACAUAGUUGCUGGUGACUUUAAUGACGAUUCCAACCCAUUUUUCCAGAGAACUUUGUAUCAGGCAUUAAAAGUCUGCUUAGCUGAAGGGUUCUUCACCAGAUUUCAGUUGCAGUCAUCUCAUUCACAAUGCAUUAAAUCAGAAUGUAUGGAUGGCAGUGACCUACAAGGAACAAAUUUGUUUAGUAAGGAAAAGGCAAAUUUACCGUCAACUUUGAUAUCACCAAAAUCAGGCAUCUCAACAUAUUAUAAGCCUCUGAAGACUUUUGAAGAAGUUCAUUGUCAGAGUGAAGUUGAGACAAUACUCAGGAACAAGCUGGCUCCCUGGAAAUUGCAAUUCUUUACUAGCUGUGAACCCCAAACCUGUCAUGCUAUCAGAAAAGAUGAUAAAGAAUGGAUUGAAGCAGAAUAUCUUCAGGAAGAGCUAGAUCAACUCAAUGCUGAAAUGGCUCUAAUACUAAAAAAAGAAAUUGAUAUAAAAAGAAAUGUAAUUGAUGUGGAUGGAAACUGUUACCACUUACAAAUGAUACUAGCUGAAAAAGAGUGCUUGAAAAAUAAGAUAGUGAAGAUGGAAAAGAACAUUCAAUUGUUAAGCAGUAUGGUUUAAUUUAUUUAUCUCUAGAUACUACCUCUCAAUAUAUUAUUUACCUUUUCAGUAUUGUUUUGCAUUGUUUAUGAAUCCAGUGGUAUAAAUUAAGGACAGCAGGCUAGUGGUGUUGCUAGGGUUGGUGUCACCCAUUAUGGUAAAAAAUGCUGUCAAAUCCCUGAUCACAUUACAAUACCAAGCAACCUGUAUUUUAACACGCAUGGAAUACGCAUUGAAGACCAAGUUACGUGCAUUUUCUGGGUUUAAUCAAACAUAUAACAUUUUUACCUGGGUUCAACAUAAAUACACAUUGAAAGCAUUAAGUGUGAAUACGAAAUAGCCAUCUAAGGCCAAGUUUCAUAUAUUUUUGGAGUUUAAUUAAACAUAUCGUAUUUGUACCUGUGUUUAACAUAAAAAACACAUUUUAAAGCAUUGAGAGUAAACAUAGAAUAGCUAUAUAAGGCCAAAUUACAUGUAUUUUCCGGGUUUAAUCAAACAUGUAGUAUUUCUACCUGGGUUUAAUAUAAAUACACAUUAAGAUUAUUGCAGAAUAGCUAUCAAAGGCCAAGUAACAGGUACUUUCUGGGUUUAACAUAAAUAUGCCUUUAUAGUGUUGAGAGUGAAAGGAUAACAUUUAGGGGAGUGACAAAUCACCCCAAAAACAUAAAAAAUAACCACCAAAUCCUUUUUAAUAAAAAAUAUCUCUGGAAAAGGAAUUGCUAGACCAGGUGGUGGACAGAGCACUCCUGCCAUGUCCUCUGCAAAUAAGAAUCUUGGUGACAGUACUAAUACCAGUAUGGGUAGCAGCGGCAGUCAGGUGUCUGGUUGUAGUAGCAUCAGCCGCAUUAUCAUGCAAAAAUUGUCCAUCAUGAGUAGUGUUGCUUGCGAAUAUUCGCAAUGCGAAUUUUAUUCGCGAAUAUCGCAUAUUCGCGAAUUCGCGAAUAUUCGAGAAUAUAGCACUAUAUAUUCGUAAUUACGAAUAUUAUUUUUUUUUCACAGUACACAUCA